Eucalyptus grandis is the source of this 934-nucleotide messenger RNA. Its product is annotated as probable glutathione S-transferase. Gene Ontology annotation, biological process: glutathione metabolic process. NCBI's taxonomy places the organism in Eukaryota, Viridiplantae, Streptophyta, Magnoliopsida, Myrtales, Myrtaceae. Gene Ontology annotation, molecular function: glutathione transferase activity. Bases 102 to 794 code for a protein of 230 amino acids. The record is from RefSeq and is a predicted model, not a curated record. Gene Ontology annotation, cellular component: cytoplasm. The transcript has 2 exons.
UAUCCCUGGUUCCACCAAUCUUCUCAACUGGACAUAAAGCGAGCACUUUUCGCACCCUCUAUUGAUUAGGCUUCUCUUAACUUUAUCUUUCGUCUUUGGCAAUGGAAGAAGUGAAGUUGCACGGUUUCUGGGCAAGUCCGUACAGUCACAGAGUGAUAUGGGCUCUGAAACUGAAAGGCGUGGAAUAUGAGUACAUUGAAGAAGAUCUCUCCAACAAGAGCCAAUUGCUUUUGCAGUACAACCCAGUUCACAAAAAGAUUCCAGUCCUCGUUCAUCGUGGAAAACCGAUCAUCGAGUCCCUUGUUAUUCUGGAGUAUGUUGAAGAAACAUGGCCUGAGCCUCCCUUGCUGCCUAAACAUGCUCACGAGAGAGCCUCAUCUCGGUUUUGGAUAAACUUUAUGGCGGAAAAGGGUCUUACCUUUUUCAAGUUCUUCAUGAUGUCCCGAGGAGAAGAGGGAGAGAAGGGAACUGAGGAAGUACUUGAAAUCUUGAGGACUUUAGAACAUGAAGCUCUCGGGGACAAGAAGUUCUUCGGAGGAGACAGCAUAGGACUGGCAGAUAUAACAUUUGGAUGGUUGGCUUAUUGGUUUGAAUGUAUGGAAGCAGUCGGCGAUGUGAAAUUGCUAAGUCCCACCACUUUCCCUCGUUUGCAUUUAUGGGUUGAGAAUUGGAAGGAGGUUGAUGUGGUCAAAGAAAGCCAUCCUGACUCUGAGAAAUUGUUGGGCCAUUUUAGAAGGCUCAGGGAGAGGUUCACUUCUCCAAGCCAAAAAGAGAAUAAAAUAAAGUCAUGGUAGUAUAAUGAUGUUGGAACAAGAGAUUGAACCAAUGUGGAAAAUACUUGUUUGGUCGGGUGAGAUCCUCUCGUUUGAUAUGUAAUGGCAGAUUUUUCGCACUGUUUGGCUCAGUAUUUAACCUGUUAUUAUCUUUCUCUUGA